GGAUAGAUAUAUGACGAUCAUUAAGCGUUUGUUUUCUAUGGGAUGUGGUGCAUAAUCUUGGUGUAUUCUUUUCAAAGUUUCAAAACAAUAAAAAGCGCCAGUAGUAAAGUAAACAGAUAUUUGAGGAGCAAACGAUGAAAAGCAAUAAAUACAGAAUUUGUUUAACGGUUAAUUAAUGUGUUGAUAGUAAAGUGCGAAAAUUAAAAAGGUGUAAAUAGACAUAAGACAGGCCAAUAGCAAAGUGGAAAUACUUGAGAAAAUAUGAAAAUUAACCCAACCAACGGUUCAACCAUGGACAAGACCGCCAAGGUACGGCGCCAGGUGGGACUGUGGAGAUCAGUGUCAGCCAUACUUGCUUUACUCAUCAUCGGCCUCAUCAUCGUUGUCGUCGUAUUGUCCGUCAGAGAAUCCCACGACAGCGCCGAAACUUGCGGGACAUCAAGAAUUUCCCAGAAAAACGGAAACGUCAUUGACCUUAGUGAACCAGACAAGCCCGGACCUUUUCAUGACCUCACAAAACUGGAGAUCCGAAAUCUGAGAGCGUUUUUAGAAAAGGACCCUAACAUUCGGGUACAACCGUCUGCCAGCGUGAAGAUCAAUAUGAGCAUGUUGUACACGAUGGAUUUGUUCCCGGCACCCAAGGCUGACGUGCUGAACUACCUGGAUAAGGAGGGACCCCAGCCCAACCGUCAGGCCCGUGUUAUGGUGUACCGAGGGGACCUGGACCCCCCAUAUGUGUACGAGUAUGCGUGCGGGCCUCUCCCCGAGGUGAGGGAAUGCAAGCCCAUCAUGUCAGACAAACGUAGGAACCCUGUCGAGUUCUCGCUCAGGCCUGUCAGUGCUAUAGAGUACGCUGCGGUCUUCGAUGUGGUCCUCAGGGAGGUGGAUGACAAGAUCGGCUACAUCCUUCAAGAAAGUUUCGGCACCUCCUACCACACGUGUGCCCCCAGGGAGUGUUUCUCCAUCUACCCCUCCCCCAUGGGCACCAAUGUUGUUGAUGACAUCACAAAGCGGCGACUCUGGGUAUGGGCUGAGUACCCUGUAGAGUACUACGUCCUUCACCCUGUAGACUUUGGCGUCUUGGCCGUCCUGGAUGGAUCCGAUCCCAGCAAAUUCAGAGCGGAUAAAGUUUGGUACCACGGCACUCUCUACAACAGCUUAGAUGAUCUCAUCCUCGCAUACAACAGCAGCGGACCCGAGCAGAAGUCCCGCAUCAAGAAACACGAGUACAGCAAAGACGUCUUCUCAACCCUCAACUUGCGAGGUGACCCACAGCCUGAACACCCACAGAGACCCCCGACCUUAGUGGAGCCAGACGGCAAGAGAUACUCGUUGAAAGACAGGCAGGUCAAGUAUCUUGGCUGGAGCUUCAACUUCCGGAUGUCCGCCUUGACCGGUCCUAGCCUGUAUGACGUCAGAUACAACAAUGAUAGGAUUGCAUACGAGCUUGGCUUGGCUGAGAUCGUCGUCUUUUAUUCCGCGGAUAACCCCAUUCAGCGUAUCACGGAUUUUGUGGACUCUGGAGCCAUGAUUGGAACCCACUCCAAGUCUCUGGUUCCUGGAGGCGACUGUCCAGAGUCGGCCACCUUCAUUAGCCAGACUUUCGCUGGUCAGUCUGUAGAUGACCCGGUAGAGAUUCCCCGCGCCUUCUGCCUGUUUGAGAACAACAACGGCUACCCGCUCCGACGACAUUUGUCGUACGACCAAUACGAGGGCGCCUUUUAUGGCGGGAUGCUGGACUCGGUCUUGACCUUGAGAUGUGCUCUAACUAUCGUCAACUAUGAUUACAUUGUGGACUUUAUUUUACAUCAAAAUGGCGUCGUUGAAACUCGUGUCAUGAGUACAGGUUACAUACUACCCUCGUUCUACACAAGCAAAGAGCGUCCUUACGGCUUUCAAAUCGAGAAAGAUCUCGUUGGCCCCAUCCAUCACCACAUGUUCCAUUUCAAGGUCGACCUUGACAUCUCAGGGACCUCCAACAGAUACGAGACACUGGACAUUCAGCCAGAGACGGUGGACAUGAGAACGAUACCCAACAGAAAAUACCACCAGACAAAGUUCGUGAGGACCCUCAAGUCCACAGAGCAAGAGGCGCUCUUCAAAUACAACUUUGAUUUCCCGAAAUACCACGUGGUACACAACGAGCAGGUCAAGACGAACUUUAACGAGAUCAAAGCUUACAGAAUAGCCAUGCACGGCAUGUCGAAGCAACUUCUACCAGAAGGGGUUGACAACGAAGCCCCCAUAGCCUGGGCCAGACACCAGCUGGUAGUGACCAAACACAAGGACGACGAGCAGGUCUCUAGCUCGCCUUACGCAAUGUGGGACAGCAAAAACCCCGUCACAGACUUCACCAAAUUUUACGCAGACAAUGAGAGCAUUGUUGACGAGGACUUGGUGUUUUGGAUCACUUCCGGUAUGCACCACAUCCCGCACACAGAAGAUCUGCCACUGACGCCAACUGUAGGAAACCACCUGACGUUUUUCUUGCUGCCGUACAACUAUUUUAUAGAGUGUCCGUCUGUGGCUUCACGCGAUCACAUUCGCAUCACUCACAAGGAUAAGAAGAAUCCAAAGGCAGGAGUCUCUGUGGACAGGAACGGUAACUCCAAGGACAUUUGCACCAUCCCUAAAUAUGCUGAAGCUUACGACAAGCUGCUGGAGAAGGACCCUGAUAUCAUCCUAGAAAGUACAAAAUCCAGAGGAAUUUUGUAGUCUUCAUCAACUGGAGUAGGUUUUUUAACUUAAAGUUAAAGACAGGGCAACCAUAGACUGUUGAUGUAGGGGUCAGUAUGGGGACAUAGGGGUCAGACGAGUUGUGAUUUGGAUGUUUUUAUUGUAGGGGUUAGACAAGAACUGUGUAAGGAUGCUGAGGACAGAUUAGAGGUGUAGGGGGUCAGACAAUAGAUGUGUGGAUGUAGGGGUCAGACAAUAGCUGUGUGGAUGUAGGGGUCAAACAAUAGCUGUGUGGAUGUAGGGGGUCAGACAAGAGCUGUGUGUGGAUGUAGGGGGUCAAACAAUAGCUGUGUGGAUGUAGGGGGUCAGACAAGAGCUGUGUGUGGAUGUAGGGGGUCAAACAAUAGAUGUGUGGAUGUAGGGGUCAGACAAUAGCUGUGUGGAUGUAGGGGUCAGACAAGAGCUGUGUGGAUGUAGGGGGUCAGACAAAGGGUUUUGUGUGGAUGUAGGGGUCAGACAAGAGCUGCGUGUGGAUGUAGGGGUCAGACAAAGGGUUUUGUGUGGAUGUAGGGGUCAGACAAAGGGUUUUGUAUGGAAGUAGGGGUCAGACAAAGGGUUUUGUGUGGAUGUAGGGGGUCAGACAAAGGGUUUUGUGUGGAUGUAGGGGUCAGACAAAGGGUUUUGUGUGAUGUAGGGGUCAGACAAAGGGUUUUGUGUGGAUUUAGGGGUCAGACAAAGGGUUUUGUGUGGAUUUAGGGGCUAGAUCACGGGUUCCCAACCUGGGGGUCGCGACCCCCCUGGGGGUCGCGAAGGUCUUUCUGGGGGGUCGCCAACUGGUAUACAAACCUUAGUAAUUUGAAACAAAACAUAAAUAUUUAGAAGAAUUUUUGAAAUUCGGCUUCAUUAACAUCACUGGAAAUGUAAUAGAGAAAAACAAAGCGCACUGGACAAAGAUGUUCUCAGUCACGAAUCUAUGAAAUCUUUAAAACUAAAACGUCAUUUGAGACGAGUCAUUCGGAACACACCAAAAAAUACAUGGCGUUCUUUCGUCGGUAAAAAGCUAGUUGCAAACGCCAGAGACCUGAUCGAACAGGAAGUUUUCACCAGCAUUAGUGCAAGCAUCAAAUGAAGUCGCGAUAGAACAAGCAAGCAAAAAAAAAAAAAACCAAUAGGAGAAAAUUUCAUCAAACGCUGCA
Physella acuta is the source of this 3872-nucleotide messenger RNA. Its product is annotated as putative amine oxidase [copper-containing]. Gene Ontology annotation, biological process: amine metabolic process. Gene Ontology annotation, cellular component: plasma membrane. NCBI's taxonomy places the organism in Eukaryota, Metazoa, Mollusca, Gastropoda, Physidae. The record is from RefSeq and is a predicted model, not a curated record. Gene Ontology annotation, molecular function: quinone binding; copper ion binding; primary methylamine oxidase activity.